Odontomachus brunneus is the source of this 3687-nucleotide messenger RNA. RefSeq names its product leucine-rich repeat-containing protein 57. The transcript has a single exon. The coding region runs from base 436 to 1152 and encodes 238 amino acids. Gene Ontology annotation, molecular function: protein binding. NCBI's taxonomy places the organism in Eukaryota, Metazoa, Arthropoda, Insecta, Hymenoptera, Formicidae. The record is from RefSeq and is a predicted model, not a curated record.
GACGAUUUCGCGCUGCGUGAAGUCCGCCGACAGUGAGAGCGCGCCGAGCAGACACCGCGCGCCGGUACAAUACCAUGUAAAAGUUCGCGCGCGCCGGUGUACAGUCCGCCGCAAGAGUCGUCGUGCCCGCCGAAAUUCGCGCGUUUCGCAUUACACGGGAAAACGCGGUUUAGUCUUCUCGUUCUCUGUCACGCCAAGUGUCUUCUCGAUAAAAGGAUAAAGCUUAAUUUUCUCGAAGAUAAAGGCCAGAUCAAUUUAACUUUCAGCCAGGCACGAACAAACGAUAUAACGGGCUAAGAUUUAACGCUCUUCAUAGCACGCCGAAUUCGAAAUUUCUCACGACAGACAUUCUGUCUCCUCGUGAACGCCCACUGAUCGCUGCGCGGGAAGUCUCGCGUAUUAUCGUUUGUAAAGAAACGUGACACUCUAUGCGAUAUGGGCAACUCCGGUCUGAAGCAGCAUUACGAGACCGCGAAGAAGACCGGCACGCUGAAGCUAUCGCAGCGAAAACUGGAUGAGUUCCCGCAGAACCUCCGCGCCUUGGCGCCAUUGUUGCGCACCCUGGACCUAUCAGAGAACAAGUUCACCACGCUGCCGAACGACAUCGGUGACUUCACGCUGCUGAAGCAGCUGAAUCUUAGUCACAAUCGGCUGAUCGACCUACCUGGCAUGCUGGGGGCGCUCGCGAAACUCGAAGGCCUCAACUGCGCCGCGAACCAGAUCAGGUCGAUCCCACCGUCGCUGGCGACGUUGGGCCAUCUGAAGCAAGUCAAUCUGUCUGACAAUCAGAUCUCCGAGUUUCCACUGGUGUUCUGCAACCUCCGCCAUCUGGACGUUCUGGAUCUAUCGAGGAAUCGACUCACGAUCGUGCCAGACGCCGCCGCUGGUCUGCACGUAACCGAGCUGAACCUCAAUCAGAACCAAAUCACGACCAUCUCCGAGAAACUGGCGGACUGUCCACGCUUAAAAACACUGCGAUUGGAGGAAAAUUGCCUACAACUGAGCUCGAUUCCCCUGAGAAUCCUCAAGAACUCCAAAAUCUCGGUGAUGGCGCUCGAAGGGAAUCUCUUCGAAAUGAAGCAGUUUGCGAAUCUGGACGGCUACGACACCUACAUGGAGCGUUACACCGCAGUCAAAAAGAAGAUGUUCUAAGACCUGAUUUUACCAACAUCCUUAAACAUCGAUUAAACCUUAACCUGAAUUUAAGUCCCUGUCUAAAGAUAGUUCAAACUUCCCGGGAAAAAAAAAGAUUAUAUAUAAUUAUAUAUAAAUAUAUAUGAUUAUAUAUGAAUUUUGUCCAUAUAUGUGACCUUAUAUAUGAUCAUAUCUAAUUAUAUAUGUUCAUAUAUAAAACGAAAAUUAUCAAAUGAAAAAAGGAAAACAUAAUUUGAUUCGAUUAAACAUCGAUAUCAUGGGCUACCAUAAACAUAAGCAUUUACUUCAAUUGUAUCUUCACAAUAGUAUUCUUUUCAAUGUCGACAUAUAUAAUUAUAUAUGAUCAUAUAUAACCAUAUAUGGACAAAAUUCAUAUAUAAACUUUUUUCCCGGGUUAAUCGAUGUUGGUAAAACCGGCCAUAAGGGACGGUCUUAGAUCCGGUUCCACCGACGUCUUUGAAUUCGAUUAAACCUUAACUUAAAAUUAAAUCUUUGUUGAAAACAGUUAAACUCAAGUUAAGACUUAAUCGACGUCGAUGGGACCAUCAGCAUUGUACUUGUUUACACUGAUCAUUUAAUGCGCGUACCAAGCAGUAUUCUAUCGAAUUGUCUUAAUUCCGACGAUGCAUGUAAGAACGAUGAAAUACCAAGUUAGGACGAUAUGCAUCAAAAAGAUCGUACAACUUUAAUAUAUUAUUGUUUGUACGCAUCACCAAAAUAAGGAUAAUAUGAAAUUACUAGUUGGUACAUGUAUUAAACAACCAAUGUAAACAAAUUAAAAGAUAGAAACUCGUGUGAAAACGCUUACUAGCAGAGUUUUUAUCCAAUACUUUCCAAUAUUUUAGGAUUUAUCUCUUAAAAUCAUUUUAUGAAAAAAAGUUUGUAUGAAUAUACAGAUAUAGUCUGAAGAACUGUUUCAAAGAUAUAGGGUUAAAAAUUCUAUAUUAAACAUCUCCUAAAUUAAUGGCUUUAUGAGAAUCUUCUAUAAGUAUUUUUUGUGAGUAAUUAAUAACAAUAAAAAUUUGCGAAAGAUUCUUUGAAAAGAAUCUUUGAUUCUUCGUUUUACUAGCGUACAAAUUCAGAGCAAUAAUGUAUUAUUCAUGUUUCUUUACGCCAUUAAAUUUUUACAUAGGUAAAAAAUAAAGGUAAAAUCCUACUUAUUUGUUAGACUAACUUUAAAAAAGUAACCUCUUUUCAUUUAAGAGCUGUUAAAAAAUAAUAAUUUUAUAAAAUUUUUAAUACAUUAUAUUUAUAAAAUAUCUAGGACGAGACUUUUGAGAUUAUAUAUAUAUAUUUAUAUAAAUUUCUCUUUAUAAGAUGAGAAAUCAACUCCUAAAAUAUUAGACAGUACUUAAGAAACGCCCUGUAUAUUAUGCAUUCGCAGUCUGCGAGAUUGUUUACAUCGAUUUGGAGUUUACAACUAGUCGAAUUCCCAAAUCAGUGUAAGAUUUAUGUAAUAUUUUUGCAAAUACAGUUUAGAAUUUAUUGUUUGUUUCACAUGUCAUAAAUAAUAGCAUCUAUAUCUGUUUUAAGAAGCAAAUAUUAACUUAUUUUUCACAAACAAUUCACGUGGAUUUAGAUGUGAAAAAUGAAAGUAUUAAAGUAGGAUCAUUAAUACUCGAGAAAAUAAUGUCUAAGAAGUCGUGAUUUUUACAUCAUUUAUUCUUUUUUCGAAACAUAUCAAACAAAUUUAAAUAUGCACAAGACUUUCGCACACGAUAUGUGAAAGACGAAUUUUCGUUUUUUUCUUUUUAUUUAAGGUUUUUGAUCCCUUGUUAUGGAACUCUUGAGAGAUGACGGCAAAAGCGAUAAAACGCAUGUCUAACAUUCUUGUGUGUGUGUGUGUAUGAAAUACGCUGAAAUAAUAAAAUGUCCAUAAAAUGGGGUCAAUUGAACGCACUUGUAAAAUAUUCCAAAAACUUUCCUCUUGCUCUAACGAUCAAUAAGCAACCAUAAAGUUAACGUGAAUUGCGGCCUGCCUUUUUAAACUAUUUUUUCUCAUAAUUUUAUCACGUUAAUUUUAUUUCUAUUUAUUUUAUCAAAUAAAUAGAUUAUCAAAUUUUUAAAAAAAUUUUUUAGAAUAUUUUAUAAAUAUGCUCAAUCGAGAUCACAAAUGUCAUUUUAUAAACAUAACAUUUAUUUCGAUGUAUUCAGUAAAAAGUUUGGGUAUUUUAGGGUUUUUUCUUCUGACGUCAUUAAUCAAGAUGAUCGCGUCGAAAACACAGGAGUUUUAACGUACUACUUACUUGAACGAUUGUUUAUCGCACCGAAGUGAUGGCCGUAAUAUAGUAUGGUAGUCAAAAGACUAACCAUGUAAAUACUAUUGUAUAUCAGUACUUUUUAUUUUAAACAAAAUAAUUGAGAGUGCAAUUGAAUCAAAUGUAUACCUCAUUGUCGGUAAUGGAAAUUAUAUUUUGAAAAUGAAAUAACAAAACUAAUUAUAUCUCGACACAACGGGAAAACACGAGAACUGGCGGGUUCAUAUUGCGCAUUCGGCGCAUUCAAUUCCUAAUAAAUAUAUAUUACCUGAAA